GAGAGGCAAAAAGAAAAAGCUAUAAAAAAUUAUAAAAUAAUGGUGAACUCUCCCACCCUUACUAAUCUCUUGAUUUUUCUUUCUCAGUUUCUUUCUAUUAGCUCCUCUCGCUGUCUCUCUCUCACCAUUUCUUUGUUUCUUACUUCACUGUCACUGUUCCUCAUAUCUCUGCACACCCAAAAAGAAACCCGGAAACAAAGAAAGGGGGAAGCUUUAGAAUAUUUAGCGGUGUUAAUUCACCUCGAGAGAAUAUUUUUUAUUAGAGGAAAAAAAAAACCAAGUCGAAAGUUAUAGUUCCAUUAUAUUUCCCUCCUUUUUUUUUUUAAUUUUUGAUUUGCUUGGGCUUUCAUCAAAUCAAAGAAGCUCUGCAAAUUUUGGAGUCAUUUUUGGGUUUGCAUUUUGUGGGGUUCAAAUGUGGAGUAAAGAGCAGUUUUUCUGGAUUUUAAUGCCGGCUAGAGAGUCGAGGGAAUUUUGAAUGGAAUUACAAGAGUUAAUGCUUUGCUUUUUUCGACAUUUCUUGGAGAGGAUAUAAUCAGCUUUGGUUCAAUCAUGGUAACAAGAUUUGAUUUUAAGCUUCGAUUUGCUGUCGUUAUAUUCGAGGUUUUAUUGAUAUUGUUAUGGUUUGGAGCAGCUACUUCGAAAUUUCAGCGGCCUCAUCCACAAUGGGAAGGCCCAGAGAGAGGACUUGGUGAAAACAUUGUCUCACAUUCAUGUAUUCAUGACCAGAUAAUUGAACAGAGGAGACGACCAGGUCGUAAGGUUUAUUCAGUUACCCCUCAAUUUUAUGUCCACUCCAGUACCUCAAAUAGUGUUCUUCACAAAGGAAGGUCCUUGCUUGAGAUUUCUGAAGUGCUUGAGCAUCCAAAGGAGGCUAAGCAACCUAUAAGAAUAUAUUUAAAUUAUGAUGCUGUUGGCCUCUCACCGGAUAGAGAUUGUCGAAAAGUUGGUGACAUUGUGAAGCUUGGGGAGCCUCCUGUGAGUUCAUCUCCUGGUACACGCUCCUGCAAUCCUCAUGGUGAUCCUCCGAUUUAUGGUGACUGUUGGUAUAAUUGCACUUUGAAUGAUUUAUCUGGGCAAGACAAACGUCAUCGUCUUCACAAGGCUCUAGGGCAGACAGCUGACUGGUUCAAGAGAGCCUUGGCCGUAGAGUCUGUGAAAGGGAAUUUGAGGUUGAGUGGAUAUUCUGCAUGCGGACAAGAUGGAGGUGUACAGCUUCCUCGUCAAUAUGUUGAAGAGGGUGUUGCUGAUGCAGACUUGGUCCUUCUUGUGACUACACGACCUACCACUGGCAGCACUUUGGCAUGGGCAGUAGCAUGUGAACGUGACCAGUGGGGCCGUGCAAUUGCCGGACAUGUGAAUGUUGCUCCUCGGCAUUUAACUGCAGAAGCAGAGACUUUACUUUCAGCUACUCUUAUCCACGAGGUUAUGCAUGUUCUUGGCUUUGAUCCGCAUGCUUUUAUGCACUUUAGGGAUGAGAGAAAAAGGAGGCGUAGUAAGGUUACUGAACAUAUUAUAGAUGAAAGGCUUGGGAGGAUGGUUACACGUGUGGUGCUCCCACGUGUUGUUAUGCACUCGCGGCAUCAUUAUGGGGCAUUCUCAGAAAAUUUUACUGGCUUAGAGCUAGAAGAUGGGGGAGGACGUGGGACAUCAGGAUCUCAUUGGGAGAAAAGGCUUUUGAUGAAUGAGAUAAUGACGGGAUCUGUGGAUACAAAAUCAGUUGUUUCAAAAAUGACACUGGCUUUGUUGGAGGAUAGUGGAUGGUAUCAAGCUAACUAUAGCAUGGCAGAUCAUCUUGAUUGGGGUCACAACCAAGGAACUGAUUUUCUGACUUCUCCUUGCAAUCUCUGGAAGGGAGCAUAUCAUUGCAACACAACCAAUUUGUCCGGUUGUACGUAUAACAGGGAAGCAGAAGGUUACUGUCCUAUUGUAAGUUAUAACACGGACCUACCUCAAUGGACUCGGUACUUUCCUCAGGCUAACAAGGGUGGUCAGUCCUCAUUGGCUGAUUAUUGCACAUUCUUUGUGGCUUACUCUGAUGGAUCUUGUACGGAUAGUAAUAGUGCAAGGGCCCCGGAUAGAAUGUUAGGCGAAGUGAGAGGGAGUAACUCCAGGUGCAUGGCCUCAUCCUUAGUUCGUACAGGUUUUGUCCGUGGUUCUAUGACCCAAGGAAAUGGUUGUUAUCAGCACAGAUGUGUAAAUAACUCAUUAGAGGUUGCUGUGGAUGGUAUCUGGAAAGUGUGUGCCAAAGUUGGUGGACCAGUUCAGUUCCCUGGUUUUAAUGGUGAGCUGAUUUGUCCUGCUUACCAUGAACUCUGUAGUGCUGGUCCGGUUCCAGUGUCCGGGCAAUGUCCCAAUUCUUGUAAUUUUAAUGGUGAUUGUGUCAGCGGAAAAUGUCGCUGCUUUCCUGGGUUUCAUGGUCAUGAUUGUAGUAAAAGAUAUUGCCCUAGCAAUUGUAAUGGGCAUGGGACGUGUCUGUCAAAUGGGGUUUGUGGAUGUGAAAAUGGUUAUACUGGCAUUGACUGUUCCACUGCCGUUUGCGAUGAACAAUGUAGUCUUCAUGGUGGUGUCUGUGACAAUGGAGUUUGCGAGUUCCGCUGCUCUGACUAUGCGGGAUACACAUGCCAGAACAGCUCCACUCUCCUCUCUAGUCUUUCUGUAUGCAAAAAUAAGUUGGAGAGAGUAUUGUCUGGGCAACACUGUGCACCCAGUGAGGCAAGUGUAUUGCAACAGCUUGAAGAAGUUGUCAUCAUGCCGAAUUACCACCGUCUAUUCCCAAGUGUUGCUCAGAAGUUGUUUACUAAUCUCUUUGGAACCAGCUACUGUGAAUCGGCUGCCAAGCGACUGGCCUGCUGGAUAUCGAUCCAAAAAUGCGAUAGUGAUGGGGACAACAGACUACGAGUAUGCCAUUCAGCAUGUCAGGCGUAUAAUUUAGCAUGUGGAGCAUCACUAGACUGUUCAGACCAAACUCUGUUUAGUAGUGAGGAGGAAGGUGAGGGGCAAUGCACCGGCUCUGGCGAGAUGAAGGUUUCGUGGUUCAAUCGUUUCCGAAAUCGUUUAUUUUCAAGCAAUUCAUCCUUGGAAGGAAUGUAUGUAAAAUAUAGCCAACUCUAGGCCCCUCCUAAUUCUCUUGCUCUUGUUCCUUCUAAAUUUGGCUUAGGGUUCCAGUGUAGGAAAGUUGUAGAAAAAUAGGAAAAUUUGGGUUUUGAUUAGGCUUUAAAGUCAAAUGUAGAGAAAAUUGAAAAAGAAUGUAAAAGCAGCAAAAGAAAGAAAAUAGAAGAAAACAGAAGGAAGAAGCUCUUGUGAGCGAGUGUCCGGAAGUUUGGCCGAAGGCCUUUGGAAAGGAAA
Messenger RNA from Gossypium arboreum, 3345 nucleotides. RefSeq lists its product as uncharacterized. The transcript is spliced from 17 exons. Gene Ontology annotation, molecular function: metalloendopeptidase activity. Gene Ontology annotation, biological process: cell adhesion; proteolysis. Gene Ontology annotation, cellular component: cytoplasm; membrane. The record is from RefSeq and is a predicted model, not a curated record. The coding region runs from base 550 to 3111 and encodes 853 amino acids. Lineage: Eukaryota; Viridiplantae; Streptophyta; Magnoliopsida; Malvales; Malvaceae.